Aphanomyces invadans is the source of this 3675-nucleotide messenger RNA. RefSeq lists its product as hypothetical. The transcript is spliced from 2 exons. Gene Ontology annotation, cellular component: cytosol. The record is from RefSeq and is a predicted model, not a curated record. NCBI's taxonomy places the organism in Eukaryota, Oomycota, Saprolegniomycetes, Saprolegniales, Verrucalvaceae. Gene Ontology annotation, molecular function: ribosome binding; zinc ion binding; Hsp70 protein binding. Bases 95 to 2620 code for a protein of 841 amino acids. Gene Ontology annotation, biological process: regulation of translational fidelity; 'de novo' cotranslational protein folding.
UGGGAACGAGGGAGAAUCGAUCGAAUUCGCCGAUCGCGUUCCGCCGCCGGCGCCGUCCACCCGCACAAAAGUCUGCUCGACGUCCACUUCCACCAUGUCUUGGCAAGAGAAACUUGCGACGAUCACGUCUUGUGAGGAAAGGGAACUCUUUGCCGUGCUCCGACGGUACGGAGCGUGUCGAGAGUUCACUCCUGUGGACGUCCAGAUUCCAUGCACGCUUGUGCUUCGCCUCGUGCCAAGCGACCCUGAGUUCCCGUUCCAACUUGAUAAAGGACUUAUCAUCCACGUCCAAGUACCGCUGCAAUAUCCGCAUGUCCCAGCAGUUUUCACAGUCGAGUGCGACACCGUGCCAGGUUUCCAGGCCAAGUUUGCCGACACCAUUGCGAAUCAACUCCACGCUCGGCAAGCAUUGUUUCCAGGACAACUUGUGCUCCGAAAAACACUUACGUGGCUUGACAAUAACUUGAAACAGAUCAUGCUGCCCCCUCGAAACCUGCACACGCCAGUGCCUGCAUCGGAGGUAAACACCAUCGUAGCAUUAUCUUCCCCUUCGGACGCCACCGCGACCAUCGCGCCUUCCAACCCGGAGGCACUACCCGAGAAUCGUCGCACCGACGUUAAUCCUUCCGUGGCACCAGUGACUGUAUCGUCCGGCAAGGCCAACAUCCCUCGUCUCUGUCGCUUCUAUGCUGCCGGCAAAUGCGCUCAAGGAGCGACGUGCCGGUAUUCCCACACAUUGCCGGUGAAGUUACGAACACCGAAAGACACAAGAAAGGCUGCGUCGAAUGCCCCAGACGCAGAUGCUAGCCUCGCUGCACCCAGCGCAGAAGCGGCUACACCCAAGACUAAAAAAGGAAAGCGUGGUGCACGAAAUGAGUCCAAGAAGGCUGCUCUAUCGGAUGCGUCCGUCGAAGAUGGCAGUCGAAUCUGCUCAUCCGAGCCGUCACCAUGCAAAGCCGGACACACGGAAUUCAAUCUGAACGGGUCUUCGCUUGCGGCUGCUGGUCACGGCGAAGGUGAACAUCAAGCCAAGUCCUUUUCCCGUCGUGCGGAUCAAGUUGCGAAGACUGCAGCGAGCUCCGUGCAGCCGUCCACUUCACAACCACCGCCCAAGCCGAUCACGACAAAUCCGUCAAGGCAGCGAACUCCCAGUGCGAACAAACCAAUGUCGGGCAGAGUUUGCCGAUUCUACCGGCAAGGCCAAUGCAACCAAGGCGACGCGUGCCGCUUUGUCCACCCCGGCGGCGAUGUAGUUGCCGUUCCAACACUGGCAUCGCGGUCCGCCGAGCCGGCCGACAUCGAACAAGGUUUCGCCGUGAUCGACACGGCGGAUGUGGCUGGCAAGCCCCUUACGGAACACACCGAGGCCACCACCACCACUGCGGCAAGUACCGACGGCGGCCAUGCAUGCGAAGUAAACAGUUGUGACGACGACCUCGCCCCGCCAGUCCCAACACAAAGCCACGUCGCAAGGAGUACCACCCCGUGGACGGUGGAGCAACAGGCCCAGCUGGACGCGGCAUUGAAACGAUUCCCUCCGGGGUCUUUCGACGACGCCAAAGCACGAUGGCAUGCCAUUGCAGAGUGCGUGGACGGCCGCAGCAUGAAGGACUGCAUCGGUCGAUUCAAAGUGUUGGCGGAUUACGUGAGGUCCACCGCAUCGACGGCUAGUGCCUCUUUGCCUAGUACCAAGGCAACGACAUCCUGUUUGAAGAAGGUGCCAAAGGUAGGCUUGGCGGCCGCGCGCCUCCUGCGGGACCCGACAUCUACCGUCGCCAUUGUCAAAGCGGCGCCUCCCCAAGCCAAUCCAACUCACACCGACGUGGGGCAGAAUCACCCCAAGAGCGCACCGGCCGUGGUCCCUGACGAUGCCGACAACGACGACACCAGUGACAGCACCGACUCGCGCAUUCUUCCAGCGUCGACGCGAGUCAAACUCGACCUCGAAAUCGACCCCAAAGCGAUCCACGUCCAACUGAACGCCCUUUUCCUCCACCACAUCGACACAUUGCAACUGCACGCGUGGAAGUGCGCGUUCCAGUGCGCGCAGUGCCCCCUCUCGUUCGACUCGACCCUGUCGUUGUCCAAAAACACGAUCCGGCAGUGGUGUCGGCGCUGCAGUGUGCUCCAAACGGUCGAACUGCGCCCGGUCUUGAUGCACACUGCAAACGAGUUGGCGGUGAACGUCCACUUGAUCAACUGCACGCUCGUGGAUGUGAUGCCCCCCAGUGUUUUCCUUGCGGUUUGUUCGUGUUGUUCCGAGGAAGGGUUGGUUUCCGUCGUGCCUCGUAUUCGAUCCGAAGUCGUGUGCCGGCGGUGCCAUGCCAAGAUGGCGGUCGAGUGCAAGGCGUUCACGAUCGUCAAUCAGAGUGUGGACCGCUUUGUCGACCACAGCCAGCCCAAAGCAAAGAAGAAACUCACCAAAGACGACGCGAUGGUCGUCGGCCAGCCGCUGCCAAACCAAGGUCGUUGCUCCCACUACUCCAAGUCGCUCCGGUGGUUUCGAUUCCAGUGUUGCGGGAAAGCGUACCCAUGUGACGUUUGCCACGCCGCCUCGGCGUGUCCCGACGCCGGCAACGGUACCUCGCACGCUCGCUGGUUGGUUCACCGACCGUGGUGAAUAUGCUAGACAUCUUUGCCAGUCGGUUCAUCUGUGGUCUCUGCUCUCGCGAACAUUCGAGCCAACAAAAGGAGUGUCCCUGCGGCAACGUUGUCGGAAACCCCAACACGAGCUCGCAUUGGGAAGGCGGCAAGGGAUGCCGCGACCCAGUGCGGAUGUCGAGUGCCGACCCCAAGAAAUUCAGCGGAGUCGCCAAGACGAAAAGCAUGAAGUUUAAGCGCGUGGGGGCCGAGGCCAAGAAGCGGCGAGAGCAGCGCAAGCAACAAGUGAACUGAAUGUGCCUUGACGGCUAUGACCUCUGCUGGAACUGCGCCUGCGACAUCGUUUGCUCCAAUCGUCCCCAGUGGCAAGUCCUCAGUGCAGUUGGACUGGUCCUUGAACACACAGGUGGCAAAAUGUUCAACCUCUGGACAAUGGGUGGUCGACAUUGCAUGGAUGGGCUGGAACUUGCCGACACUGUAUUUCUACUUGAAUGGCCACCACGACGUGAUCCCACCAGUGCCAGCGCCGUCGCCCUGGUCGUCGGAGACGUCGGGGACUUCGAUGGCGUCGCCGGCAUAGCGUUUUUCAAAGUUGCCCAGGCCUGGGACAAUGCGGCCUUGGCUAUCCGACGUCGCGUCGAAUGCCGCCGUGACCAAACUCACGUCCGCAAAGGUCUGCACACCACCACGAGUCAAUCGAUCGGACGAGGAGCCGUCACGUACGGCGCAAAACUUGUCCGCUGCAGCAGGGCACGUCACAAGCGUGACGACUUGGAUAUGGUCUUCCGGUACACCUUUCUUCAGCAGGAGCUAUGCACGACAAGAUGAGCACGCACGACCACUCGAUCGCAACGCACUUGCAGCGCAGGUUGGACCACGUCAAACGACGCGAAUUCGGGGUGCACCAAGAUAACGUGCAUGUCUUCGAUGCCGUCAGGGAGGGUGGCUGUCGCGAGCGCUCCGGGAGUCGACGAGUUGGCGCUCAAUUGGAGGUGCCCGAUUACCGAAUCAAAGGGGAGUGUCGUCUUGAGGAGGAGGUUCAUCCUGAACGAAAUCAACGGUGACGAGAUGGGU